AUGCUGCGGUCUGCAAUCAGUAAUUGGAGGGAAUAUUUAACACCUAUAUCACAUAAGUCCAAUUUUCUAUCAAAAGGACAAAUUACUCCAGAAGAAUUUGUGCAAGCUGGAGAUUAUUUGGUCCAUAUGUUUCCAACAUGGAAAUGGAACGGAGUUGAAAACUUAGAUAAUGUCAAUUGUCGUGAUUUUUUACCUUCCGGAAAACAAUUCUUGGUUUGUAGAAAAGUUCCAUGUUCUUUGAGGGCUAAUGAUUUUUUUAAUUUACAUGAUGCUUUCGAUGAUGCUUUUGAUGAAGAUGAUUUUCAAAUGCUUAAAAAUGAUGAUAUAAAUAAUAAUAAUAAUAAUAAUAAUAAUAAUAAUAAUAAUAAUAAUAAUAGUCGGCAAGAUGUUCAAGCAUCAGAUUCAAAGAUAGGUAAAGAUGAAAAUUCUAUAGAUGUUGACGAUAUUGAUGAUCUGAUUGAUAAUAUGCAUAUUAAAGAAGUUGAUGAAGACAGUAAGCUGGGAAAAUUUUUUAUACAGGAUGAAGAUGAAGAUGAGAUAAUAAUUACAAGUGAUCCAAAGAUACGAUAUUAUGACCUUUACAUUACAUAUUCUACUUCUUAUAGAGUCCCAAAGAUGUACAUUGUAGGGUUCAAUGUUGAAGGUAAACCGUUGACAUCAAAGGAGAUGUUUGAAGAUAUUACCACUGAAUAUAGAGAUAAAACAGUUACUAUAGAAAAAUUGCCUUUUUUUAAGACUCCUGUUACUUCAAUUUCAAUACAUCCAUGCAAACAUGCAAACGUCAUGAAAAUUCUGUUAGAAAAAGUACGUUUAGUAAAAAAACGUAGACGUGAACAGAUUAAGAAACAAGAGGAGACUCUUUUAACGUCGAAUGAUAACGAUAUUAAUGAUUGGGAGGACUUACAUGAUGAUAUUUCUGAUUCUCUACAGGUUGAUCAAUAUUUGAUUGUGUUUUUGAAAUUUAUAACAAGUAUAACACCCUCUAUCGAACAUGACUAUACCAUGGAAGGUUGGUAA
Molecule: messenger RNA, 1017 nt
Organism: Arxiozyma heterogenica
Lineage: Eukaryota; Fungi; Ascomycota; Saccharomycetes; Saccharomycetales; Saccharomycetaceae
Gene: ATG3
Product: Atg3p
Exons: 1
Coding region: 1-1017 (338 amino acids)
Biological process (GO): autophagosome assembly; nucleophagy; autophagy of mitochondrion
Cellular component (GO): cytosol; phagophore assembly site
Molecular function (GO): Atg8-family ligase activity
Source: RefSeq, a predicted model, not a curated record